Molecule: messenger RNA, 1374 nt
Organism: Kogia breviceps (pygmy sperm whale)
Lineage: Eukaryota; Metazoa; Chordata; Mammalia; Artiodactyla; Physeteridae
Gene: H1-6
Product: H1.6 linker histone, cluster member
Biological process (GO): nucleosome assembly
Cellular component (GO): nucleosome
Molecular function (GO): structural constituent of chromatin; DNA binding
Source: RefSeq, a predicted model, not a curated record
AUGGUCCUUAUGGGAUUUUCCUUUGCUGAACCCUGGACUCUGGUCAUAUUACACCGUUCCCUCAACAUCCUCCUGGAAGGCCAGGCCUUGAAACUCUUAUACACCUCUGAGAAAGAUCCGUCCAUGGAGAAACCUCCCUCCAAAAAGCGGGGCAAGAAGCUGGUUGGCUUGACGGGUGGAAGUCACAACACCACAAGCGUCUCAUUGUCCAAGUUGAUCAUUGAGGCCCUUUCCAUUUCUCAAGAGAGAACUGGCAUGUCUUUGGCAGCACUGAAAAAGGCGUUAGUAGCCGUGGGCUAUGACGUGGAGAAGAACAACAGCCGCAUCAAGCUGGGUCUCAAGAGCCUGGUUAACAAAGGAAUUCUGGUGCAGACCAGGGGUACCGGUGCUUGCGGCUCUUUCAAGCUCAGUAAGAAGGUUGCUGGUGAGCCCACCAAGGAAAAGGUCGAGAAGCCUUCUUCUACCAAGACGAAGAAGCGGGUCUUGGCCAGAGACUCCAAGUCUCCACAGAAAGCUAAGACCAACAAAAGAGCAAAGACGCCGAGGACAGCAAUGGCUGAGAAAGCUGGUAAGAGUGGCAGAAAAGCUAAAGGCAUUAAGGGCAAACAACAACGGGAAAAUCCAGCGAAGGCCAGAGCAGGAAAGCCAAAGGCUGGGAAUUCUAAACUGACCCAGCAGGAGACUAAUCUUAGGAAAGCAAUAACCAAGAAGUAAAAUUUCUGCAACGGCCAGUUUUCAUAGAACCCAAAGGCUCUUUUAAGAGCCACUCAAAUAAUUUUAAGAGGGUGUAACAUUGCGUUUUCAGAAGACUCUGGAAGAAAAGACUAUUCGUCAACCUUAUUGCUUGCCAAUAAGGAAGUUUGUGAUGCGGUGAUAGAGUCUUGUCAGACAAACGGUACAGACUCUGAAGAGCUUCGGAUACUUAAUGGUAUGCUGACUGCCCAGUUCCAGAAAGUUAGGUUGUCCAUCCUAAUAAAAAUAAGGCACAUUCAUUGUAUGUAAGUUCCUAAAUGCUUACAGAAGUGCUGGAUUUUAAGUCGAGAGGAGAGGAGAUCAGCUCCGUGCCCAACCAUACCUGGCCAUGUUUUUUCACCUAAUGCUAUUCUAGUAUAUGAUUUAAUGUGCCUUUCCAUGUAAGAUUUCUGAAGUCAGUCUCCAUGGACUUUACAGGGGUUAAUAUACAGAAACCAAGGUCACAAUUUGGAUUGGUGAGAAGUUUACUUCUGGUUAAACAGAUUUCUUUCCACUAUGAGUGAUUAGUUGCAUAAAUCACAGAUGUUUUACAUUUGCAAGAAUAUUGAAAUGCUUUUCACCUUCAUUAGUUUGCAAGUAGUUACCAGAUGACUUUAUAUAUUAAGCACAUACUGUUACAUU